CCCGUUGUGUGUCACAGGCAGCAUCAGCAUCAGCAUCGCAGCAUCAGCACCAGCAGCAGCAGACAUUUGACGAGCUCUAACGCGGACUGCGGACGCACACUGCGCGCUCACGCUCCGUGUGGGCGCACUGGGGGAGAAACGCAGGAUUGUCUGUUACAUUUCUGCGGUGCAGCGAUUUGUCUCCGAAGAGCCUCGACGCCCGCUUCUCUCUCUCCAUCCCGCCCGUGUGGAUGGUGGACUGCUGCAGAGUUCAUGGUGCUGCUGUGCGGGCGCGUCUGAUCCAAGGCUCGCGGCCAGGAAGCGGAGGAGGGGGGGAGGAGGUUAUCCGUGGGGCCGCAGACAGGAAGAGGGAGAGAGAAACACCUCUGUCCACGGCCGCGUCCGUCCGCUGCCCCGUGAUCGUGAAUGGACUGAGCUUCCACUGUGAUUUUCUGCAUUAGCUCUCGCGACUCGUCUGUGGAAGAAGAUGGCGGACAGGGCUGAGAUGUUUUCCCUUUCCACUUUCCAUUCCCUCUCUCCUCCCGGAUGCAGGCCAUCCCAUGACAUCAGCCUGGAGGAGUUUGAUGAUGAAGAUCUCUCCGAAAUUACAGAUGACUGUGGGAUUGGACUCAACUAUGACUCUGAUCCUUACGAGAAGGAUUCCCUCAUUCUGGAGAAGAGUGACAUGCACCACCCGAUCUGCUCCUUCCAGGAUGACUUCCAAGAGUUUGAGAUGAUUGAUGACGAAGAUGACGAUGACGAGGAGGAAGAGGAUGAAGAGGUUGACCCCGAUACGCCCCAAUCCCCCUUUGCCUCCCCUCCUCUCUCCCCUACCCUUGGCACUAUAAAGAGCAGACCCACCACGCUGAACCUCACCACUGCUGUGUCGCAGGAUUCUCUUAACAACAACAGCAGUCAGUCCCCAAAGAAAGGAAGCUGGCAGGACUCCCUACGCAACCCCACCUCACAGGGUCGUCUGUCUCCAACUCACUCAUGUCUGGAGGAUGGCAGCCAUGUGACAGGCCAGUGCCCAGUCUCUCCAGUUUCCCAGGCACCAGGGUCUCAGACCAAAGGUACUCCACACAAACAGACAGGGGAGGGAGGGAACCCCCAGUCCCCUCACAGGCCCCUACUCUGCGACAGUGAGGGCAACAGGCGCGAGAGGCCGGAAUACGGCUCAUUCGGUCAACUUAAGUCCCACUCGUGCACCGGUGAUGUCACUGAGCCAAAAGCUGACCCUUUGAUCCAGACAGCCAGAGUUCCCUCCGUAGACGAGCACUCCCAGUGUUCAGACACAGAGGUGGACCAUGACCUCAACAGCCACCACAAUCACAAACACUCAAACCGGUGUGCCACCGACACUUACACAAUCACCAGCGAGUCAGGUAUCGAGCCGGAGAAUGACCCAGACCCAGAUGGAACCAGUCACUGCUUGUCAUCCACUGCACCCAUGGGAGCCAAUGAUGGCGCUGACACACCCUUGACCGAUGAGGAGCUAGAGAAGGACUUUGAAGUGGAGUUCAUGUGUAAGGAGACAUAUGAUAUGGUGUGUAAGGAGAAGCAGUCAGCAUACAUCGAGUUCCCCUGCAUUGAACCUUCUGAGCCUGUCUCCUUCUCCAGCUAUAUGUCCUCCAGCCACUCAGAGGCUCUUGAGCAGUCCAACAGUACAGAUACUCAAGCAAAUUCUGCCAUGGAGGCAGCAGCUAACGACUCCACCUCUCCAUCCUCAGAUCCAGGGAUAGCAGAUAUGAACCAGCGGGGAUACUUAACUUCAGACCAGGACAAGGACCUCAGUUCUCCGGGGUCUGACUCUGACAUUGAAGGGGAGCUGGAGGCAGCGUUUGCCUGUGGAGGUCCUGUUGUCUCCAACAUGAUCUCCUCUAUUUCAGAGACAGAGCUGGACCUUACCAGUGAUGAAAGUAGCAGUGGACGCUCAUCUCAUCUCACCAACUCCAUUGAGGAGGCUAGCUCACCUACAUCAGACCAGGAACUGGACCUAGACACAGAGUUGGAGCAGGACAGUGGUAUUGUUGGACUGAAAGCGUCUCUGCUUCUGGGCCAGCCCGACCCAAUCAAAGAAGGAUCUCCUCUACCAUCUCCUUCCCCUCUACCCUCACCCACAAUGGCUACACCAUCCCCUGUUGACUCGCCCAUCUUACCCCCUGAGCCUUAUGAUGACGGUGAAGCUCUGAUGGGGCUGCAGAAUGUGGAUGAUGAGCUGUCCUGCGAGCACCAGGCUGACCCAGAUGAGACUCUGCCGCCGGCCCAAAGCUGCGAGGACAGUCUGUCCAGACAGAUGGUUCUCCAGAUAGAACCAGACCACAGCAUGGAGAGCUUCAAACGCUCCUUCUACCUGCCAGUGGGACCCAGGCUAAUACAAAGUUCAGAUGAAUACGAUGGAACAAGUGAGGGAGACUCAGAAUCAGAAAGUGAGGAUGACUUAAGUGAGAAUUCAGACUCACCCUGGCUGCUCAGCAACUUGGUCAACAGGAUGAUCUCAGAGGGCUCGUACCCAAUCAGCUGUCCCGAGGAGUGCUUCAAGAGGAAGGUGUCAGUGUCAGACACCAUCUCACCAUCCUCAGACAUUGGAGAGGGAGAUGGCUUCAAUGAUGAGGACAGAGAGAGGAAAGCAGAGAUGGAGGAAUCAGAGGAAGAAGAGAAAGAGGGUGAAGAGUACAGAAUGGAAAGGAUGGAGCCUGGAGAAAGAAGAAGUGUGGAGUCUUCAAAAGAAGGAGUAGUUAUAAGCCCCUGUCUGUAUAUGAGCAACUCUACUGGUGACACAGCAACCCCUGUUAUUUUAGAGCGCUGUGCAAACAAUGGGAGAGGAAUCGCAGAUUUCAGCUCCUUGUAUACCACUAAAGACUCUGAGAAGAACUUGAUGGAAAAAACAUCGAAGAAUGGCAAGAGACAGGAGGAAGAUGAGGAGCCUAAUAACGACUUGACGAUGCUGGAGGGAAGGAGGGAUCUGGACUCACCCAGUUUCAGUGAGAGUGUGGUCAGCGACAAGGACGAAGGUCGAGAGACAGAGCCCAGGCCAACGAGCCGCUCGUCAGCCUCUCUUGAGCGUAUCACGGAGGUCAAACAUAGCCUGACGCUCGACAUCCCCACCACCCAGACCAACCGCUGCUUCAGCCUUACCUACUCCACAGACAAUGACGAAGAGGAGGACGAUGGGGACUCUUAUCCAUUCGUGAGUGGCCUGAGGAAGCAGUCCUUCAGAGGUAGUGACUUGGAGCUGGACAGUUCACCGCCCAUCGAUUCCAGUGUGCAAGACCAUCGUUCAUCCGACCAUGACCUCCCACUGUGUGAGAAAGAUCUGGCUCUGAGGCCGUCGAAUGAAGAGGAUGAACUGGCCUAUGACUCCAUGAAAUACACACUAGUGGUGGAUGAAAAUACUACGCUGGAGCUAGUCAGCCUCAGAAGGUGCACCUCUGUUCUGAGCGAUGACAGUGAGCUUUCCACGCUAUGUGACGACGAGCCUUUGGGAAGGAGUGAGGUGGGCUACGGUCGAGAUGAUGAGAAGGUGAGGUCAGAACUUCUCAGUUCUUCCGAGGACUCCUCCCCUGAAGCUGACCUCCCAUUCUCCAAGAAGUUCCUCAACGUGUUCGUCAACAGCACCUCCCGCUCCUCCAGUACAGAAUCCUUUGGACUUUUCUCCUGUACCAUCAAUGGCGAGGAGAGGGACCAGACACACAGGGCCGUCUACAGGUUCAUUCCCAGACACGCGGAUGAGCUGGAGCUGGAUGUGGACGAUCCUUUAUACGUGGAGGAAGAAGAGGAUGACUACUGGUACAGAGGCUACAACAUGCGGACGGGGGAGAAGGGUAUCUUCCCUGCCUUCUAUGCCCAUGAGGUCAUGGGCCAGUCUAAGGAGUUGUUGGGAAUGAAAAGAAAUCCGGCGUGGAUUGAGACUUUCAACGUUCAGUUUUUGGGGUCUGUUGAAGUACCUCAUCACCAAGGAAACGGCAUUCUCUGUGCUGCCAUGCAGAAGAUCGCGAUAUCGAGGAAACGGACGGUACACGUGCGACCUCCUUCCCUGUGUGAGUUGGAGAUUAGCUUGCAGGGAGUGAAACUGAUCAUGAGCUUGGAGGAUGACUUUGACACCCUCGAUGAGUACGACAGAUGUAGUCACUUCUUCCAGAUGAAGAACAUCUCGUUCUGUGGCUGCCAUCCGAGGAACAACUGCUACUUCGGCUUCAUCACCAAGCACCCCAUGCUGAACCGAUUUGCUUGCCAUGUGUUUGUUUCCCAGGAGUCCAUGCGACCUGUAGCAGAGUGUGUUGGUCGAGCCUUCCAGGAGUACUACCAGGAACACCUGGAGUACGCUUGCCCCACCGAGGACAUUUACCUAGAGUAAGAAGUGUUGCCACGACGACCACCUUCCUCCUCUACAGCUUGUGUAUGUUCAUCAAGUUUGCCACCAGAGGGCACUGUGAGUGGGGGGGCUUCUCUCCAUAGUAAAAAAAAUACUCUUCUGUGUCCCUCUAAAUACUGGGAGCUUCAUUUCUACAGUAUGCGACUUACUUCAUCUCUCUCUCUCUCUCUCUGUCUCUCUCACCGCGAUGGGUUGAUUGCCUGUUUCUUUGAUCCUUUUCUAUGAUAUAAAACUAAGACGCUGAGCACCUGUUUAUUUAAAGGUUCCUCUUUUGAAAUGACAAAAAAAAAAAAACGAUCUUACCUACUACUGCUGUUUCACUUUUCAAUGCAUGGCUAGUAGGGUUAAUGCACACAGACACACACAAGAAGUACACAUAUCCAAGUGAAUGGCAAGCAGCUCAACAAUCAGUACGGGAGCGGUGUGGAAUCAGGAGGCCGGGAGUUUGAUUAACUGUAAAUAUGUAUUUGGUCAAUAUUGACAAACUGCUGAUUAGAUUUCUACUGAUAGUGACAUUGGAGCAAAGUAGAGAGAGUACAGUGAACUGUCCUUGGUCCGAGCUUACCCCUGUGUUGCGUACAAGACGUAGUGUGUGUUGUAAAUACAUGUAUAGAGAGUAGACAUACAGGCGCCUCAUCCACACUAAUUAAGAGACACUCACAUUUAGGACCAAUGGAGGGGACUUCCUUCAUAGUUCUCUUGGAGGUAUUAAUGACUGACAGAAGUAAGUAGAGAUUAUUUACGACUGAUUCUUUUUGAAAAAGUUGUAAUGAUUGAAAUUGAACUUUGAAUGUCAUUAGCCCUGCAGACGUUUUAUUCAGACCGAGCACGGUAACUGUCGGCACAUCUGUAGGGAUUUGACAGAACCGUUUUUUUUACUUUUGUCCCAUCCUGAAAAUGUGUUUGUUGAGCUUCGCCAUGGGGAGCCGUCACAGGAAAUCAUUUAACCGUGUAAAACCGUGGUUCGUCACUGUGUGCUUUGCAAUGAUUGAUGUGACUUUCAGGUCAAAGAAAGCAGAAAGGUCAAAGGGCCUCUGAAAAGCCAUAUCCUCCCACCUCUGACUGUUGAACUGUUGGAUUUCAGUGACGCUCUAGUCUCCGCUUUGCUUUUGACUUGGCGGUUUCGACGACGGAAAAAGAACGACUGGAUUGACCACGUGGCGGUAAAGUUGUGUAAAGAGUGGUGGCUACUGUGCAGUGAGAGCGACUUGCUUAAUUCUCGGACUCUGUGUCAAAGUGGAAUUAAACCUUUAAUGAAGAGUUGAAUAUGAAGUUUUAUAGUUAUGUAAAUGGUUAGACUUUGAUCUGUUUUUAACUAUGAAGGACAGGAGGGAUAGCGACGCGGUCCCAUAUUUAUUUAUUUAUUGCUUUUAGUCCGGUCAAGGAUUACAGCAUCGUUCACACGUUACACAACAACCUACUUAUUUUAUAGCACCUUACAAAGGGGAGAGGGUUGAUUUAAAACUCGAUGCAGUCACCGCAGUCGACUGCUACAUGACAUGUUAGGCUUUGAGGUUUAACCCCGACCGUCCUCAUCAAUCGCUCGUUCUGUUUGGCUUCUUGUUCUGCUGCUUUCAGUCACAGUCCACCAGAACAAACAAGCACCUCAUAUUAUCUGCAGGAUUUCACUGAAUGUUGAUAUGGCAGGAGGGAGGCAGGGUGUUAUCUGCAUAUGUAUCGCUGUCAGUUAGAUCAUGUAUAUACAAUAGCGAAUCUAAGAUAGUGCUGUGUCCUUUAUGUUGAGUAUGUUACUAAAAUAAAUAUGUACAUUAAUUAAAAAGAAAUAAAAAAAAAAAACUAAAAGAUCACAACCAGACAAAUGGCCCUCGAAAGAUUAGAAAAACACGUUAAAUAUCUGUGAUCUGCAAUAAUUUUAUUUCAGUGUCUUAUGUUUCCACACAAGGUGUUUAUCCCAGUAUUUGUCACCCAGGUGGGAUUUGGGUUCCAUAAGGUCUCUAUGAACAGGCUUCAGCAGCACAUUUAGGGCAUAUUCGGGAAGAGUGUGACACACCCAGCAGAUUACUGACCUAUCAGCUGUUAGAGCUGAAAAGUGACUGAGUCAGCUGUCACUGGAAAACUCUAUUGCCGAUUGUAAUAAUCACCUCUGAGCUCCGACAGCGUUCCCCAUCACUGAUCUGUAUCUAUUUGCUUCUGAUUAUGAUUUUCUGCCUUGUUACAAAUCCUUCCUCACUUUCAACUACACAAAAACCACCUCUGAGGAUGAUCUCGUCCCAUAUUAGCCGCUGAGACAUACAUUAACAGUUAAACCAAACUUUUGACUUCACUACAUUAACAAGAUUCUUCACUGUAUACCUAGAGCAAAACCGUAUGUGACAGAAACAACAUAUCCUAUCUUGUAUCUUUAAAAACAAGGACUUGUAAAAUUAAAGGGAAAAACAAAGAAAAAAUGACAAAAAAAAAUCAUUCUGCCUUGUCAUGGAUCUGGUCUUAUGAAUAAAAUAUAUGCUUGAUGUCCAAAA
This is a messenger RNA of Hippoglossus stenolepis (Pacific halibut), 6834 nucleotides long. RefSeq names its product mitogen-activated protein kinase 8 interacting protein 2 (gene mapk8ip2). Gene Ontology annotation, cellular component: cytoplasm. Bases 467 to 4336 code for a protein of 1289 amino acids. The transcript is spliced from 14 exons. Gene Ontology annotation, biological process: regulation of JNK cascade. Lineage: Eukaryota; Metazoa; Chordata; Actinopteri; Pleuronectiformes; Pleuronectidae. Gene Ontology annotation, molecular function: protein binding. The record is from RefSeq and is a predicted model, not a curated record.